AUGGCAACACAAGACUACUACAAGAUCCUCGACGUGGACCCCAAAGCCAGCCAGCAGCAGAUCCGCGACGCGUACAAGAAAUGCGCGCUCAAGCACCACCCGGACCGCGUGCCCGCCGACUCGCCCGAGCGCAGCGCCCGCACCAAGCGCUUCCAGUCCAUCAACGACGCCUACUACACCCUGUCGGACCCCACGCGGCGCCGCGAGUACGACGCCGCGCGCUCCUACAACCACUGGACCGGCAGCACCGCCACGCCCGACGACAGCUGGGACGAUGAAGUCCCGCCCGCCGACGCAGGCGCCGGGCAGUCGAGCGGGGGCUUCGGCGGGUUCCCCUGGAGCGCCUUUGGCUUCGGCGGCAGCGGCAGCGGCAGCGGCGACAAGCCAGCGGGCAGCACCGAGGAGUCGCACAACCAGUUCAGCGAAGAGCAGUUCGGCGGCAUAUUCGAGGAGAUGCUGCGCGAGGAGGGCAUGGCGGACCAAGACGCCGGCCCCACCGGUAAGUUCUGGAGCGUGGUCGGCGGCCUGAGCGGUGGCGCCAUGGGCUUCAUUGUCGCAAACUUCCCUGGCAUGGUCGCUGGUGCUGUCGCGGGGAAUCGACUGGGCAGCGUGCGCGAUGCAAAGGGGAAGAGCGUCUACGCCGUCUUUCAGGAAAUGCCGCAGGCGGAUAAGGCGAGGUUGCUGAGCAGUCUUGCCGCCAAGGUGUUGAGCUCGGCGGUGAGUGGGUGA
Messenger RNA from Ascochyta rabiei, 729 nucleotides. RefSeq lists its product as uncharacterized. The transcript has 2 exons. Bases 1 to 729 code for a protein of 242 amino acids. The record is from RefSeq and is a predicted model, not a curated record. Lineage: Eukaryota; Fungi; Ascomycota; Dothideomycetes; Pleosporales; Didymellaceae.